Messenger RNA from Vicia villosa (hairy vetch), 1457 nucleotides. Its product is annotated as serine/threonine-protein kinase RIPK-like. The transcript is spliced from 5 exons. Gene Ontology annotation, molecular function: protein kinase activity; ATP binding. The record is from RefSeq and is a predicted model, not a curated record. Lineage: Eukaryota; Viridiplantae; Streptophyta; Magnoliopsida; Fabales; Fabaceae. Gene Ontology annotation, biological process: protein phosphorylation. The coding region runs from base 39 to 1181 and encodes 380 amino acids.
AGCAUUUUUUAUUAAACAUACAAACCAAUUAUUUGUAGAUGAGCUCUAAAAAGAUUACAUGGAAGUCUAUUGUUUUGAUCUUAGGUUGUUACAAGACAACAUACUCUUUGGAGGAAUCGAAAAAACAAGGUUCAUUCCAAAGGCUGUCUUUGUCUGAUAUAAGUAUUUCUAACUCUAGUAUUCAAGCUAUUGAGGAUCUUUCGGUUUCUUUAGCUGGUUCAAAGCUUUACAUGUUCAAUCUCGAGGAGUUACGAGAAGCAACUCAUGGUUUCUCAUGGAGUAAUUUGUUAGGUGAAGGUGGUUUUGGACCUGUUUAUAAGGGUUUUGUUGAUGACAAACUUAGACAUGGUUUGAAAGCUCAACCUGUUGCUGUCAAACGGUUGAACUUGGAUGGAUCACAAGGUCACAGAGAAUGGCUGGCGGAGAUUAUAUUUCUUGGACAGCUUCGACAUCCACAUCUUGUGAAGUUAAUUGGAUACUGUUGCGAGGAAGAGCAGAGGCUUUUGGUGUAUGAAUAUAUGGCGAGAGGAAGUUUGGAGAAUCAAUUAUUCAGAAGAUAUUCGGCUACCUUACCAUGGUCGACGAGAAUGAAAAUUGCAUUAGGUGCGGCUAAGGGACUAGCUUUUCUUCAUGAAGUAGAUAAGCCUGUAAUAUAUAGAGAUUUCAAAACUUCGAAUAUAUUACUGGAUUCGGAUUAUACUGCUAAAUUAUCAGAUCUAGGAUUAGCUAAAGAUGGUCCUGAAGGAGAAGAAACACAUGUGACAACAACAUGUAUAAUGGGAACAAAAGGAUAUGCUGCUCCCGAGUAUAUCAUGUCAGGUCAUCUUUCUACAAAGAGUGAUGUGUAUAGCUAUGGAGUAGUGUUGUUGGAACUGCUUACAGGAAAGAGAGUAGUGGACAAAACCAGACCAAAUAAAGAGAGGCACCUUGUGGAAUGGGCAAGACCUAUUUUGAGAGAUCAAAGAAAGGUUCUUAAUAUCAUAGACUCAAGAUUAGAGAGACAGUUUUCUGUUAAAGGAGUUUUGAAGGUUGCUGCAUUGACUUAUAAAUGCUUAAGCCAUCACCCUGCUCCAAGGCCUAAUAUGAGUGAUGUGGUAAAGAUAUUGGAAUCACUACAAGACUUUGAUGAUGUGAUCAUAGGACCAUUUGUCUAUGUGGCUGUUAGUGAAAGUGGCCAAUGAGAUUAUGACAAAUGAUGUCUGGUUUGGUCCUAGGCACAAAAAAAUUAUGUUCUGCCUAUGGUAAUGCCAAUUUAUCAGCAUAGAAUAUAAGAUAUUUUUGUCAUUUUAGUUUGUAAGAAUUGGCUCUUUUUAAUCAUGAAACUGAAUGUAAGUAAUUACUAAGUACAUGAUUAAGGUGAGCAUAUCCAGAAUUUGUGUAACACUUAUAAGAUGGAUGAUAAUACUCUAUACAAUUGAAGAUUCAUAGAAUUACAAAGUUUGAUAAUUAGUUAAUUU